UAUGUUCACUCUUAAAUUAAGAUUAAAAUAGAUAGUAUUCUAGCUUCGAUUAUCUCCUAUUAAUGAGAUAAUAAUUCGAAAACAAAUACUAUUAUACGUUUUAUUGUAUUAUAUAAAAAAGUUAAAAUGUAUGAUAAGAAAUUCUAAACUUGGGGAUAUCUGAGAAUU
This is a messenger RNA of Paramecium pentaurelia, 168 nucleotides long. Lineage: Eukaryota; Ciliophora; Oligohymenophorea; Peniculida; Parameciidae. The record is from the annotation of a GenBank genome assembly.